Sodiomyces alkalinus F11 is the source of this 1250-nucleotide messenger RNA. RefSeq lists its product as hypothetical. The transcript has 3 exons. Gene Ontology annotation, biological process: clathrin coat assembly; clathrin-dependent endocytosis; intracellular protein transport. Gene Ontology annotation, cellular component: clathrin coat of coated pit; plasma membrane; clathrin coat of trans-Golgi network vesicle. Gene Ontology annotation, molecular function: structural molecule activity; clathrin heavy chain binding. Lineage: Eukaryota; Fungi; Ascomycota; Sordariomycetes; Glomerellales; Plectosphaerellaceae. Bases 268 to 975 code for a protein of 235 amino acids. The record is from RefSeq and is a predicted model, not a curated record.
CACCUGUGUAACUCGGCGUAUGCUUUUCCAGGUCCUUGUAUGUAUCGUCUCGUGUUGCUGCGGUUUAACAACGUUCGUCGAGCUCUCCCAGUUUUACUACUCCCUGUCGCCUAAGUAACAGACGGUCUGUUUAUGACAGGACACCCGCCCUCGCCAUUUUACCGCACGCCCUCUCCGAGAGUUCUGGCCUUCAAGGCUCUAUCCCCCGCACUGCCACUCUCCACCAGGUCAUAUCGAGGUGCACCUUAGCUAUACCACCUUGUCACCAUGGUAGACAGAUUUCCAUCUCUGGAAGAGUUCGAUUCUGUCGUCGAAACAGACAUCAAACCUUCCGGUAUAGAGCCUUCCGCUGAAGACUUCAUCGCCCGUGAAAAGGCCUUCUUAGGUGAUGACGCUGAGCAAUUUGCUGGCAAUAACAAUGGUUCCACCUUAGAGCUCGGACAUGACUUCCUUGCUGGUGACAAUGCCGAACAGCAGAAGUCAACUCAUGUGUCGGACUGCCCCAAUGUUGGAAACGAGCACGAGUCAGUUGCCUCUGCUGGAAAUAUUACCAAACCCAGUAUCGAUUUCAAGUCCGGCUUUCAAACGACCGUCGAAGACGAAGCAGAGCCGGAGGUGACCAAGGAAUGGCGGGAGCGCCGCGAUGUACAGAUUCAGAAGCGUGCGGAACUAUACGCUGCUCAGCGGGAAGAGACGAUCAAGGAAGCGCAGCAUCAGAUUGAUGACUUCUAUGAAAAUUACAACAGCAAAAAAGAAAAAUCCAUCGCACAGACACGUAAGGACGUGGAGCAAUUCAUGGCCAAUCGAGAGGAUACUGUAUCUGGCGGCACCAGCUGGGAGAGAAUUGCGAAGCUCGUGGAUGUCAGUGGCAAAGGACUCAAGGGUGGUGCAGCUGGUUCUGGCAAGGAGCGCUUUCGUGAGUUGCUCGUCAGUUUGAAGAAAGACAGCAAGGCUCCUGGAGCCGAAGGCUACUAGGGAAGGCCAAGUCUCGUGAUUUUUACAGGCCUUGACCAAAACCCCAGAAGAUCAUGCUCGAUCUACUUCCGGCCAUUGGCCUUACUUAGUAUCCUAAUAUGGACAUGAGUCUUGAAGAAAAUUCCCUCGCACCGGUGGACUUUUUUGGAGCAACGACAACAUAUGAGUUGGUGUCGUGCGAUUGACGAUGAACUCCAAUUUGCUCUCGAUUACUUCACAUUUGCGUCUCAAUUGAAUGUGUAUUGAGAUCUAUGUAUUGGACACAACUUCCCUCA